Molecule: messenger RNA, 1224 nt
Organism: Cyprinodon tularosa
Lineage: Eukaryota; Metazoa; Chordata; Actinopteri; Cyprinodontiformes; Cyprinodontidae
Product: low-density lipoprotein receptor-like
Exons: 8
Coding region: 1-1224 (407 amino acids)
Molecular function (GO): protein binding; calcium ion binding
Source: RefSeq, a predicted model, not a curated record
AUGUGUGGAAACCGCAUCUGUAUCCCCAAGGAGCUGCGCUGCAAUGGACAAAAUGACUGCAUUGAUAACUCUGAUGAAGGCGAAUGUGGUAAAUGUAGUAAGGGUGGCAUCCGCUGUCCUGAGGGUAAGUGUCUGUCAGCUGAGGAAAGGUGUGAUGGACGGGUUCAAUGUUCUGAUGGCAGUGAUGAGCCUAUAACCUGCAGUCGUACCUGCUCCAUGUCCAAUGGUGGCUGCAGCCAUGUGUGCAAAGAUGAAUCCUGGGGAGUGCAAUGCAUUUGUCCAGUUGGUUAUAAGCUCUCCCCCAAUGGUGCCGUCUGUGAAGAUUUUGAUGAAUGUGCAGCAGCUUUUCCUCCAUGUGUUCAUCACUGCACAAACACUAUUGGAUCCUACUUCUGCCACUGCAGAGAGGGGUUUGAACUCAGCGGAGACACUACAUGUCAAGCUUCAAUUAAUGCAACCCAACUGCUGAUGGUACAGAGGAACACGUUAGGACUUCUGAAUGUAAAAUCCCUGCAGUUUAAUGCAAUCAAAGCUUCAGUGUUUGAGCCAGUGGCAUCAGCCUAUGACAUUGCCAGAGGGUGGUACUACUGGGCCGAUGGUGGCGGAAGUAUUUACAAAACCAAUGGGCGGAGCAGCUGGACAACGUUUACUGGAAAACCUGGAAUUAAGGGUUUAGCCUGUGAUUGGCUAAAUGGAUACCUUUUCUGGACCAAUCAGAAGACUGAGUCAAUCUACAUGCAGUCAAACGAUGGUAAAAGUUUCACAACUUUACUGAACAAAAAUGUCCGCCCAUCAGAAUUGGCUCUUCUUCCCAUUGAGAGCCUGAUGUUCUGGAUAAAUGAAGGUCCAGGUGACAGAGUGACAUUGGAGAAGUCUUGGAUGGAUGGAUCAGACAGAAGCACUCUUACAGUCCUCACUGCACAGAUUGCUCACAGCCUUACAACUGAUGUUGCUGCCAGGAGGCUCUAUUGGAUCAGUGACCUGAAGAUGUCUGUAGAGACGGUGAAGGUGGAUGGGACGGGUCGCUACUCCUUUAUCGGGCUAUUUAACAAGAGACCAGCUUUGAGCCUCGCAGUCUUUGAAGGGAUGUUCUUUUGGACCGAUGAGAAAGGACUGUGGCAAGCUCCCCAAGGCCAACCAAAUCCUCGGAAAUUCCUCAGUAAAACUGACUUCCCUCUGCUGUCGGUCUACCAUGAGCUCCAACAGCCAAAGGGUACUUUGUAG